Molecule: messenger RNA, 570 nt
Organism: Sugiyamaella lignohabitans
Lineage: Eukaryota; Fungi; Ascomycota; Dipodascomycetes; Dipodascales; Trichomonascaceae
Exons: 1
Coding region: 1-570 (189 amino acids)
Biological process (GO): L-ascorbic acid biosynthetic process
Molecular function (GO): calcium ion binding; gluconolactonase activity
Source: RefSeq, a predicted model, not a curated record
AUGUUUGAUUUUGGAGCUCCAAAUAACAAGGAUGGUAAGCUCUACAGAUACGAUGCCAAGAGCUCCAAGGUUGAAGUCAUUGCUGAUGGAUUGCAAAUCCCCAACGGAAUUGGUUUCUCCCCCGACAACAAGGUCAUGUAUUUCAUUGAUUCGCUGACCCACUUCAUUUUCAAAUUCGACUACGAUGUGGCUACCGGUGAAUUGUCCAACCGUCGUGAAUUUAUCAGAGUCGACCCUGGUGAGCCCGAUGGAAUGACCACUAGUAAAGACGGACAUCUUUGGGUUGCUGUCUGGGGCCAGUCUUCUGUUCUAAGAUAUUCCCCUGAAGGAGAAUUGGUCGAGGUUUACAAGUUCCCUGCUGAGAGAACCAGUUGUCCUACUUUUGCAGGACCCAACUUUGACGAGUUAAUCGUCACCACUGCCAGCCUCGUCCAUGCUGAUGAGGAAGAGACUGAGGAAAAGAAGAACAAGAUCAACGGUACCAAUGGCUAUGCCAAGGACUUUGGUGGAACUAUAUUUAGAGUCAAGGUCGACGUUAGUGGCAUCCCUUCUAACAUUGUUAGCAUUUAA